Messenger RNA from Ricinus communis (castor bean), 2814 nucleotides. Its product is annotated as protein FAR1-RELATED SEQUENCE 5-like. Gene Ontology annotation, biological process: regulation of DNA-templated transcription. The coding region runs from base 281 to 2554 and encodes 757 amino acids. The transcript is spliced from 3 exons. The record is from RefSeq and is a predicted model, not a curated record. Gene Ontology annotation, molecular function: zinc ion binding. NCBI's taxonomy places the organism in Eukaryota, Viridiplantae, Streptophyta, Magnoliopsida, Malpighiales, Euphorbiaceae.
ACUGCGAGGCAUGGAAUGAUUGCUGGUGCUGAAGUACGAAACAUAGUCAAGUGAAGCUUCCAUCUAUCUCUGUAACACCCAAAAAAAUCUCCCCCAAACUGAAAACCCUCAAUCAAACUCCCAGAAUUCCCUCCUCUUCCCCUCUUUCUCUUCCUGUGACAAUAAAAACAGUGUCUCUGAAUGACAGAUUGCAAGGACUUACCUUGUAUAGAUCCUGGUGGAGCUCUACAAUUCUCUCUACUGUUCCUAAUUUCCCUCCUUCGAAAAACUAUUAUCACUCAUGGAUAUCGAGUCUCUCAAUGUGAUCGAGUUUGAUGACAUUGGCGGUUGUGGCCGUGAAGAUGACCUCCAUCUUGGCCUAGAACACCCACAUGAUUUUGAUGUCCAAUAUAACGAUAACCACGACCUUACAGAAGCUCCUCAUUUCUCAACUUCUGAUGGUGAUCUUAAUUUGGAGCCCUACGAGAGUAUGGAAUUUGAUUCUGAACAAUCCGCCCGCAUUUUUUACAAUUCGUAUGCCCGCCGUAUUGGUUUUAGUACUAGAGUCAGCGUCUACCAGCGUUCUCGUCGUGAUGGCUCUAUCAUUUGCCGUCAAAUUGUGUGUUCUCGUGAGGGUUUUCGUCGCAAGGGCAAUGACAAUAGGUCUAAAAGACAACGCACCAUCACUAGAGUUGGUUGUAAAGCUCAAAUGACUGUUAAGAAACUCACUUCUGGAAAAUGGGCUGUUACUAAACUGAUUAAAGAACAUAAUCAUGAACUUGUGCCUCCUGAUAAGGUGCAUUGCCUUCGCUCUCAUAGGCAUGUUUCUGGUCCUGCACGGAGUCUCAUUGAUACUCUUCAGGCAGCUGGGAUGGGGCCAAGUGGAGUUAUGUCUGUGCUGAUUAAGGAAUCUGGUGGAAUUAAUAAUGUUGGUUUUACCAAAGUCGAUUGCCAGAAUUAUAUGAGUAGUAGUAGGCAGAGAACGCUUGGUAAUGGAGGUCAAGUUGUUUUUGACUAUUUGAGACAAAUGCAGGCUGAGGAUCCUGGCUUUUUCUUUGCUGUCCAAGGUGAGUUUGACAACUUGGCUGGAAACAUUUUUUGGGCAGAUGCAAAUGCAAGAACGAAUUACAAUUACUUUGGAGACACUAUCACGUUUGACACCACAUAUAGAACAAACCGCUACAGAGUCCCUUUUGCACCUUUUACUGGGUGGAAUCAUCAUGGACAGCCAGUGCUGUUUGGUUGUGCAUUACUGCUGAAUGAGUCGGAGUCCUCAUUUGUUUGGCUAUUUGAGACUUGGCUUGCUGCAAUGUCAGGUCACCAUCCCAUAUCAAUCACGACAGACCAAGACAGAAUCAUCCGGGCAGCAGUUUCACAAGUGUUUCCUGGAACCCGCCACCGGUUUUGUAAGUGGAACAUUUUUAGGGAGGCCCAGGACAGACUGUAUGAUGUAUAUCACUCACACCCUACUUUUGAGGUGGAGUUUCAAAGGUGCAUCAACAUGACAGAUACAAUUGAUGAGUUUGAGUCAUGUUGGGAGUCACUCAUUCAAAGGUAUGAACUUGGGGAUAGUGAAUGGCUUCAGUCAAUGUACAAUGCUCGCCACAAAUGGGUGCCAGUUUAUCUCCGGGAUACAUUCUUUGGUGAGAUGUCCAUAAUGCAAGGAAGUGAUAGUAUAAAUUCUUACUUUGAUGGGUAUAUAAAUGCAUCUACUAAUAUUCAAGCGCUGAUUAAGCAGUAUGAAAAAGCAAUUGCAACUCGCUUGGAGAAGGAAGUAAAGGCAGAUUAUGAUACAAUGAAUAUUCCUCCAAUUUUAAAGACUCCAUCUCCUAUGGAAAAACAGGCAGCAAACCUUUAUACAAGGAAGAUAUUUAUGAAAUUCCAAGAAGAAUUAGUAGACACGCUUGCUUAUCCCGCAACUGUAAUUGAUGACAUGGGAUCAGCAAUUACAUAUCGGGUGGCAAAGUUUGGGGAAGACCAUAAAGCACACUUCAUUAGGUUCCAUGUGUUCGAAAAGAAAGCCAGUUGUAGUUGCCAAAUGUUUGAGUUUUCAGGUAUUAUUUGUAGGCAUAUAUUAGCAGUUUUUAGGGUAACCAAUGUUCUUACACUUCCACCGUACUAUAUCUUGAAGCGGUGGUCAAGAAAUGCCAAAAGUCAGGUUGUAUUGGAUGAACACAAUCUUGGGAUGGUUACUCAUUCUCAAGAUUCCUUUCCGGCUCGCUGCGACAAUCUGACUCGAGAAGCCAUGAAAUACGUAGAAGAAGGAACAGAAUCAGUACAUAUUUAUAAUGUAGCAAUGAAUGCUCUUCAGGAGGCCACAAAGAAGGUUGCUGCUGCAAAGAAGCACAGUCCUAUACCUGUACAGAGCACUCUAGUUAAUGGUAGUCAGCAGCUGCAGCUAUCCUGUCUGGAUCACGACAAGAAAAUUCAAGAAUUGACUGCUGAAUUGGAGUGUGCAAGUCAACGAUGUGAAGCAUAUCGAUCAAAAUUAUUAGCUGUACUGAAAGAUAUGGAGGAGCAGAAGUUAAAGAUAUUUGUGAAAAUUCAAAAUGUGAGGUUCAAUCUGAAAGAUUGAACUGAAACUCGAUAUUGUCUCCGUGUUUUUCAUAUAUAAGUCAUGUAUGGAUAAAGUGGAAGGGCAGGUGGAUGGGUAAACCAUUAACAGCCUUGCUGCCAUUUGCAUUCGACCAUCUUUUAUGAUCUGUUGCCAGAAAGGGGAUAUAUUUUUGAAUUCCUUGUAUAGGACGGUUUAUAAUGUAACCUAUGCUGGGUCCUAACUAUGUAACAGUUAUUUGAUAUAAGAAUAGUAGUAGAAGAAGAAAUUCUAUGGUUUAA